This is a messenger RNA of Caenorhabditis sp. 36 PRJEB53466, 5547 nucleotides long. NCBI's taxonomy places the organism in Eukaryota, Metazoa, Nematoda, Chromadorea, Rhabditida, Rhabditidae. The record is from the annotation of a GenBank genome assembly.
AUGGAAGGCCUCAACAUGAGCUUAGAAUGCAGUCCGGAGAGUCGAUCGAACGGAACUUGCUACGGUCUGGCGGUCUGUGGUUUCUGUUACGAUUUCGCAGAAACGCGUCAAGUUUCGAAAGAGUAUGAGCAGUUCAACUUGGUACGUGAGGGAUUUCCGCACAUUAGUAUGAUCGAUGCGCAUGAUCAUUAGACCUUGAGAUGACCUUCUGCAGUCUGAAGAUGCCCAACUUGCACAUGCUCUUUUGUCGUGUCAUCACGUGCCCGUGCCCGUGCCCAAAAUUGUUAUUCAGCUCACGUUAAAGUAUGAGCGGUCCGCGCAGUUCCUUUUUGAUGAUUUUUUCGCAUAGAAGCUUGGAGAAGUUCACAAACGACAACCACCGACUUUAACGAGUUUUAGCCAAACCGACUUCCAGUUUUGACGGAACACACGCACCGCUUAGACUAAUGAGUUUUGGUUGUGUUUUGAACAGAUCAGCAAAACGAAUUUCGGGAAAUUGAUGGGGCAUAACAGACAAUGUAUGAAAGAUCUCGUGCUCGAAAAUACAGUGAGUCUGUGUUGAAAUGAAAUUAGAACUUCCACGUGUCAGUAGAUAUUUUCCACGUCAACACCUCAACACCACAUUUUUUCGGAAAGAGGUGCUGGCUGAAACUCCCUUUUUUCCAGAAAGCGGCUGUUUUUGAGUUUGACAUUGUCAAAAACAAGAGACAUGGAAAGGAAGAGCUUUUUGUCUCAUUGGCCUUUUGCCUUUUCUUUCACUUCAACGCAACACGACACUUUAAAUUUACAAAUUUUCUCCUUGAAUGAACGAUGAGAUUAUCAUGCACACAGGAGGUUGAAUGAAACAGCCUCCUUCUCAUAUCUUUCUCGAUUAGGAGUCUUUUCGUCCUUAGUCUUUCUCUUCUUUCAAAGGAGCGCACACACACAUUUCCGAAGACUGAUUAGUUCAACUCAUUUUCUAAUGACGACUAAAAAGAGGUGCUUGCUGUCUUCUAAGACGCUUGACACGCGCGCGCAACCUCUUGGUCCAUGAUGUCCCUGGGGAGCAUGAAAAAACGAGUGUUCGGAAGGGUAAAAGAAGGGAAAAGCGGAGAAAAGUGAUUAGAAUGAAGUGAUCGUACCACUAACCCUCAUUUCUUUGCAGGUUGUCAUCGGGUUAAUGCUUCCCUUCAUCGGAUGUCUUGGACUGAUUGGCAAUGCUCUUUCGGCGUUCACGUACUCGCGCAGAGAAAUGAUUUCGAGUCUGAAUGUGUGAGUGAUCGAAGGGACUGCCCUUUCUGGAAAUGGAAUGCGAAUGAAACGGAAAUUGAAAUUCGGUGGUUCCUUGUUUCUUUUCGCUCUUCACCUCCUAAAUUGCCGCGGGCGAGCGUUUGUGUCACGGAGACACCACUAAAAUCUGGUGUCACGUAUCAAAUGUUUGCCGAGCAAAGCGCACCAUAGGAAAACUCCAACACAGGGGCCUUCUCUUAAAACAUCUUGAUUUUUGUUCUUUGGCAGGCAAGACAGGAAGGGGAAAGAGAAACACAAGAUUCUUUUUUUACAUGGGGACCCAUUUCAUGAGCGGAUCGGGGCAAAUAUUUGCUCGGUCAAAGUGUUGAAGAUAAAACAAUUCGUGUUUUGUUUUUGCAUGUCUUGAAUAUGGCAACAUGAAAUGUGCAUAAUGUGAUCGGAUUGUUUCAGGUACUUGUUCGCUCUGGCAUGUUCGGAUAUCGUUAUCAUUCUCACCGCAUUCUUCCUGUUUUUCUUGGAGAACAUGAGAAAAAGGUCGGAGUGGGCGACGUACUACUUUGCCGUGCUUUCACCGGUCAUGUUCCCGUUGGGUCUCACAGCGCAGACAAUGUCUGUGUUCAUCACGGUCGCCUCAGCUUUCGAUUGUCUGGUCCUUGUCGCCGCCGGAGAGAAGUUCAAGAACAAAUUUUGCUCAGUAAAUACUUCCAUUCUUGUAAGCAUCACUAAAAUAACAUUACACUAUAUUCAAUGUUCCAGAUAAUCAUCAAAAUUUUCCUAUUAGGAACCUUCUACAAUUCUCCCCACAUGUAUGAGAUAUACGUCGUCGACUGCUGGAGCACCAUGUACAAUACCGCUUCAAAAGACGUCUGCCCAACGGCUCUUAGAGCUAAUCAGGUGAGGGAGGAUCCAGUAAAAAUAAGUGACGUGGCUCUUUUAACACAAACAUCACUAACGAUGAUGAUGAGCAAUGAGAGUUAGCGUUGGACCCUUUUCUAGUAAUUACUGGGAACAAUCCUCUAUGUGUAUAAACAGACAAAACGCAUGCGAGCCAAAAUAAUCUAUAUUGGAUUACUUGGGCACCGCCAACGUCGAAAAACGGGAGGGGAUCACACACAAACACACAUCAUCAUCUUCCUGUUUCCGAAAGAGUCUCGUAUUGUCCUUUUCAGGAUUAUGUCCGAAUCUAUUACGUCUACAUGUAUACAAUCGUGAUGGCCGUCGGACCAGUCCUUCUGCUCAUCAUCAUCAACUCGGCCAUAGUGGUCAGCAUGCGGAGGUCUUCGUCGCCGAACAGCGAAUCGGACAUUAUCACUUUAGUUUUGGUGGUCUGCCUGUUCAUUUCGUGCAACAUUCUGGUAGGUGGAAGGUGUAAAUGAAAAGUCUACGCUAGAAAACCCAUAUGAUCUUUUUCUGAUCUUUCGGUACGGCUGACUGUUGACACGUUUGUAAAACAAGUCAAUACUCUUGUUUGACACGAACUGAUCUCCGAAACUUUCAGCCACUAACUGUGAACUUUCUGGAACUGCUCUUCGGAAUCAUCAACAGCUACCUCAUUGAUCUCUCCAACCUCAUGGUCGUCGUCAAUUCGUCAUGCAACUUUUUGAUCUAUUACACUUUUGGGUCAAACUUCCGGCGCACUCUCCGUCAUUAUGUGCGUACCGCUCUCAACCGCCGAGCCCCACAACAGAACGGCAAUAACCGUACACCCCAGAGAGUGAAAUUGUGUCUACCACCUACUGAAGUCUUGAUUUGAGUGAUUUUCGGAAAACUACAACAAAUCGCAUCUAUAUUGUCUAGUUUUGACUGAAUUUGAUCUCAGAUUUCAUUUCCAAACUUUGUCCGUUUCGCCGUGAUUUCAGUGCUUUGUACAUAAAAUCCCACCCCAAUAAAUCUCCAACCCACACCCCGUGCUAUGAAUUCCAAUCUAGAAUAUGCUUUAUCUCUUUCUACAUUCUUUUCUCACAUUUCUUCUUCUUUUCAUAAAGUUGGUUCGAUCAAAUCGCUGAAACGAUACCUUACCAUUGUUGUGCAAAUAUUUUCCACAUAAAAAAGUUCCUUUUCACUUGGGCUCUGAAGAAAUUGCGAUGAAAGUUAGAAAGAGAGAAGAGAUGGCAAAGGUUAAAAGUAGAAAUCAAACAAAACGGCCGAGCGUGGCGAGAAAAGUCAUCGGCGGCCCUGGCUAGAGAUAGAAAGAAUCAGGUAGUCGGCGAUUUUACUGUCUCCCUCCGGUCUGACUACAUUUUGAAUCUGCAACUGUGCCGAAGAACAUGCGUUCAGUUAGCGUGAACAAUUUCACGACUGUUGUCCUCUUUGUUUUACUCAUCCAAUACCGGUUCUCGGCAAUUGUGAAUAAGGUGAGUCAUUGUUAAGGUAAACUACGUUCGCGCACAACUUUAUCCCUCAAGAUUCUUUGAAAUGCCAAAUUGCUUGUGAACUAAAGUCUUUCGUGAAAUAAUAAUUGCACUUUGCCUAAAAUUCUUCAAAAGACAUUGACUUUUUGGUUUCUGCGCCACAAAAAACACUGUGCUCGCACUUGCACUUCUCAGUGUUGACAUUGGUGUGUCUCAAGAUAACUUUAGUUUCAACUCUAGUUUAGCGAAGAUGCCAAACGGAAACCAAGUGUCAUGUUUCAGUGUUGUCGACAACGGAAUGGAGACCAACCGUGUAUUUCCUAUGACAGUUCGGUGAUGGCCGAGACUUUGGACGAAGCAAUGUUCACUUUUCCGAAUCUGGCUUCUCCAGAUCAAGCCACUCUUUUCAAGUCGCCUGUGGCAAGCGCUGAAACGGCGGAAGCGGCUGGGGAUCAGAACAGACGCGUGCAUACUGGAGACAGUGAAGAAGAAAACUCUGUGAUGCCUUCUUCAGUUAGUAUUUAAAUCUAUUUCUCAGCCGAAUCCUGCUACUUUCAGGCUGUUGGUUCAUCGGUGAUGACUACAAAAGUGUCGAUUGCCGCUUUCGGCGCGGGAACUCCACUGGCAAGUUUAGAACUUGUUCUUUUUCUGUCGACGCCACCGAUUAGUAUUCAGGACAUGGCUGCAAACGGAGAAUGCCCUACACAAGCGUGUAUGAGUUGUAAAAUGGCUCUACUCAAUGGUUUCCUCUCAAACCCCAACUUGGGGUCAUCUGAUAAUGCCACUAUGACCGCUCAAAGAAACGAUUUGGCUUUGAAACUUGGUUAGAGCAAGUAGAAUGAAAAAUUGGGACAGAGAAAGAGUUUAGGAACUUAUCAAGGGUCAUGUGAUCAGCAAACGAGGAAAAAACGGUUCAACGAAAGUAGCUUCAAGAAAAUCAAACUCAACGUCAAGAAGGUAAUCAUUCAGUCCUUGAAAGGCCGGCUCAGGCUUCUCAUAGUCCUGCCGAGAUCUCAAUUUUUGAAACACUUACAAAAUUCCAAUCGGACCCAAACUUUGCAGGCUUUUUGGACUUGGAUUGGAGUAUGUUUGGUCCAAGUUUCAGACCGAUCGAAUCGGUUUAUCUGGCACCGAGAUAUACUGGUCUGAUUCUGAAAAGGCCGGGUUUUGCAAGUAUUGCGACCUUUCCGGACUCCGAUCCACAUAUCUCGGGACCAGAUGAUCGCGGUCUAAAACCGGGAGUCAAUAUACUUAUAUCCAAGUUCAAGACGUCUGCAGAGUCGUAUUAUUGCAAUUGAUCAAAAAAUUCAGGCCUCGACAGGUCGUUUUCCCAGUUUUUGGUAUAAUGAAAACACACACUUUUUAGCGUCUCGCCAAACGAUUCGUUCUCAUGAACACAACACCUGAUCCGGCAUAUGAUGAUGACGUUGACUCGAACACAGUCGACCAGAAUACCUCAACUGACAAUUCCACAACGGAUUCAACGGAUUCAACCGCCAAACAGAGCAAACCAAGUAAGUACUCUAAUGACUUUACAAUCUCUGUCAGCUCUCAGUUUUUCUUUUUCAGUUCUCGGAGUAGUCACAAGUCUCGGCUGCCAGUAUCGUCGUGGUGAAGCCCUCGAAUCCGACUCCGAGUGGUGCGGCCUCUGCAAUCUGUGCUGGCAAUGGCGGAAGUUACCUUCAGACUACUACCCCAACUAUUUGAAUGAGGUCAAUUGCGACCAGAACGACGAUGGAUGCCUCUCAGGUAUUCGACAUUUGGGCUCCAUCCAUCACUCGGACGCGCCCAUCCAUUCCUCACGUUUUUUAUUCCAGGAUUCGGCGAGUGCAAACCAAUAACGAGGGCAAUCAAUGUGAUGCGAAAAAUUGGCGACGAUUGGGUGAAGGGGUCGGUGGAAACGACCACAGCUUGCGAGUGCCAGGUUGCAAUUGGAUCGUCUUUGCACGGAUUGGUGGUCAAAUGA